UUACCACAACCGUUCGACCGACGACGACGACGACUUCGACCGCGGUCCGACGACACGACUCGUUUUCUAAGACGACCGUGGUGUGUAGUGGGUAUUGUAGUAGGCACGUCUUAUGCCAUUCCGUCGUCUGCACAUGGACGUGUCACACGUGUAGUUUGUGCCCGCGCUGCACACCGUAACGACUCGCGCGCUAUAUCGUAUUUAUUUUUUUUUUUCGACAUUAAUAAAAAAAUAAUUUUACGACAGAAAAUUCGUCGUCGUGCGAUACUUCAACAUAACACCGUCAUCGCUUAUGUUUGAUAUAAUAUAAUAUAUAUAUAUAUACAUUAAAAUUUUUACACUCGCUCAGUGUCCGUCUUGCAGUCAUUGUGUGCGGGAGGCGACGAUAAACGCUGUCCGCCGAUUUCGUCGUGUGUUCGCGUGCCCAUAUAAAAUACGCUGUGUAUAUCAUAAUAAUAUAAUAAUAAUAUUAUAUAAUCGACGACGAUCCCGCCGGAGUACCGCCACGCGCCCGACGUCUUGAAUAUUGUGUACAAUUUUUAAAAAUUUUUAAAAAUAGAAAAACCGCGCGGCACAUGCGCCACUAGUUCUAUUAUUGUACGAACGCAGGUCGAAUUACUCGCGCUCGUGCGGUGGCGGGAGGGCGACUGUGGAAUUCAACACGACGACGGCAUAACCGUUCGUAUCUUCAUUGCAGUGGCAACAGCACACCGCCGGUGUCCCGCCGUUAUCAGUGCCGCGGCCGUUGUUAUCAGUGACGUUUGUUUUCGUUAUUUUAGUUGAAUUUUUUUUAUUAUUAUUGCUUCCGUUUACCCGUACUCAGAAGUAUUCGUUCGUCUUUUCCGUCCCGCCGAAAAGGAAAUCACGAGUAGAUAAUAUAUUGUACUCGCCGUUUGCCGCGGUCGGCCGGUGCUGACCGUAUCGCGUGUGCGUGCAGUGCGUGGAUGACCAGUCGUAGGCGGUCAAGUGCAUGAGGUGGACAGCGAUGGACAGUGCGUCUGGCGGUGGCGGCCGCGACAAUAGAUUCGGCAUGGGUUACGCGUCGAACAUGUCGCUGUUGGACCCGUCGGACAUUUACAACAACGGCGUUGGCGGUCAGCAACAACGGCCGUCCACGUCGCGAACACCGCCCAUGAUGGGAUGCGGUCCUGGAGGUCCUGUACACCAGCGUGGCAUCAAGCGAACCCUGGGCCCCGGCACUAACAUGUGCUAUGAACCAACCGAUCACCAUCGGUUGGUCGAUGACAACUUUUCGCCUCCUUCCGUCAAGGAUGUUUCACCUUCAAAUGGCAAGAAGACCAAGGGCCGUGUAAAAAUCAAAAUGGAAUACAUUGAGAAUAAGUUGCGCAGAUACACAACAUUCUCCAAGAGGAAAACCGGCAUCAUGAAGAAGGCAUAUGAGUUGUCAACACUAACAGGCACUCAAGUCAUGCUAUUAGUAGCAUCUGAAACGGGUCAUGUGUAUACGUUUGCCACGCGCAAGUUACAGCCGAUGAUUACUUCUGAAGCUGGCAAAGCGCUUAUUCAGACAUGCCUAAAUUCACCAGACCCAUGCCCGUCUUCAUCCGGUGCAAACUCAGGGGACCAACGUAUGUCAGCAACUGGAUUCGAGGAGACCGACCUGUCUUACAACAUUGGUGACGACCACGAUUCCAAAGAAACCGACGGGAUGAGUUCUAGAGCGUCGGACAGCGGCGCAGAGUCUAGCGGAUCGGAAUCACCGCCCCCCGCAGCAGCCGGUCCAGCCACACGGUCACCGCCGUCGCCGUCGCCGCCGUCGUCCUCCUCGGCAGCAGCAGCAGCAGCCGCCGCGUCUCCCGGGAUUUUCAGAUUAACGUCGAGCAACGCGGAGUUGGUGUACUCGAAUCUAGCAGCCAUGGUCAAUUCGUCCGGCGCUUCCGGUCCACAGCAACAGGCGGCCGUGCUGUUCCGGUUGGGGCAGUUGGGCCGACAGCUCCAGGCGUCCGGACAGCAACCGUUCAUACUGCCGAUGCCGAAUCCGCCAGCGGCGCACCAGACGCCCGCCGAUCUCAGCAGCAAGUCGUCGCGGAACAAAUCGGAGCUCUGAAAUCAUCCUUACAGAGGCGCCCGGCGUCCAUGUAACGUCCAUAAAGUACAUGAAAUAUUAUAAUAAUAUGUAAAAUAUAUACAUAUGAUGUGCACGCCCGCCGAUAGCGUCUUACUUUCAUAUAAUAUUUGUAUUAUUAUUAUUAUUAUUACAAUAAUAUGUUAUAUGGAUUUUUUCAAACACUUUUUCGGCGUUGAUCCUUUUCGCGCAGGUGUAUAAUAUCUUUGUAUUGUAUACUGCAUGUAGGUAACGCCACUUUUGAAUCUAUACUAUUGUGCGAUGUGUAUGAACUUUUAUUUUCGGUUUUGACAAUUAUUCAUAUCGUGGGGCUUCGACUAUCGUAUCUGCAUCAAAUGUCUGGAACAGUGGAGGAAGAAUGGUGCAGAUGAUCGCAAUCGCAUACACGACACGCAGUAUCAAUAAAAUAAUAUGAUAUAAUAUAUUCACGUCUCACAUAAUGCACAUAUACCGUCUUGCAGAGGCCAUGAAAAUUUGUCUAAAAGAAACCCCGUUGGAAGCAUCAUAUUUAAUUCUAAUUCUUAUCACGAAAUGCGCGUUUCUGAAUCAUAUCGACAUUUUCUGGUCAGCCAUCAGCGUAAAAGCACAGUUUUAUGUGGACGCGUUACAGCAUUUUAUAUAUUACCUAAUCAUUAAUAUAUAAAGUAUUUUAUUACGAAUAAUCGUUCAUGUUUUGUCUUUAAAGUUUAAUAUCAUAUCAUAAAAAAAAUUAUUUCUUUUACCAAAAAUCGUAAAUUAAUUUUUUUUAUUUAUGCGACUUAAUUCAACAAAAAUGUAUUUAUAAUACUGUAUUAUAUAUAUACAAUAUACCAAUAUUACAAAUACUAAUAACAUUAUUAUGCGCAGUCGUAUACAGUUUGCAAACUGCGUGUAAUUGUGUAUGUGUGUUCAUUUUAAAGUAGUCGUUUAGAAUUAAACGUUCUUUCCAAUUGUUUCUUGACCCCCGAUAUGACGUAAUAUCUCACAAUAAAACUGACCAAUAAUUUUUCACGUAUAUUAAUAUUAUAAAAAAAAACAUUUUUUUUAAUUUUUUUUUGCUUAUUAAAAUAAAUCACGUGAUUUAUUUUAAUUCAUACAAAUACAUAUUAUGUAUAUUUAUAACCUUUUUUUUUUACCCAUUUUGGUCUUAUAUUUGCUAUUUUCUAAUACAUAACUUGUUUGGCGAUAAGUCAUUUUAAAAUAAUUUUCAAUUGCAUAUGUGAAAACGAAAUCCUCGUACCUGCUUUCACUAUAGGUACAGUGAAAUAUUUAUUUAAAAAAUUCUUAUCCAAUGAUUAAUUUAAUGUAAAAAAUCAAAUAAUUUUUCUUAAACCUAUCAUCAUUCACCUAUUAGAUAUUUAGAUAUGCGUUGCGCAUAAACUAAAUACUUUAGUCUACUUAAAUCAAGAGCAAUAAUAAACGAUUAAACAGUGUGAUUGUCUGGGGUUAAAUUGGACCAAUUUUGCCUUAUAAAAAAUGCUACGUCAUAAUAUCAAAUCCAGUGUCUAACUACAAUUAUGUGAUUAGGUAAUGUAACUACGUAGUUAUCUAUAUAAUAAAAUCUUUUUUGAUUUGUAACCAUCUGGAAAAAAAUGUAAUAUUCCACACUAUAAUUGACACUUAUAAGUUGUUCCUUUUUAUCUACCUCUUCCACCCGCCUUUUUUCGUAAAGUUUGUAAUUAUAUUAUAACUACAUAUAAUUUAUUUAUUUUAUUAUUGUAAUUUUUUGUUCAUUUAUAUAAAAUAUCAACUGACCAAAGAUAUAUAUGUAGGUAUAUUUAUUUAUAUUUUAAAUACAUAAUAAUAAUAUUUAUGUUAAACGUAUAUUUAAAGUACCUAUAUAUUAUAUACCCAUUAAUUUUUGACUGUAUUAAAUUGCCUUAGUCACUGUAAAUAUUGUUAUUAAUUAUUAACAAUAAUUUUUGUAAGAAUUACAUCGAUUCGAUUGUAUAAUACUAAUAUAUUAUAAUUUACCAUAAUUUGAAGAAAAAAAUUAUGUAUACAAUUUCAAUCGACUUAAACUAAUAUUAUUUUGAGUUUUUUUACAAUAGUUUUGUCCACAGACUGAUUAUUUUUGUACCUAAUUAACCAUAAUUUUAACAUUUUGAACCGAUAUUAAUAAUUUUGACUUUGUUGUCUUCAUAAUGAUUUUAUGACACAGAAAAAUAGUUUAUUUAUUGUUCGAUUUAUUAUAUUCGCGCUAAGAUGAUCCUUUAUUCGUGUCAUAACCAUCACAAGAACAAGUACUAAAGUACUUACUUACAUAGAUACAAUAUAAUAUUCUGAAACAAGCAUAAACCGUGAACAAUUUGUCAAACUUAUUACGCAAUCGAUGAAGGGGGAAAAGUUUGUAUUUAGAAUGUUCAUAGAUUUAUGAUAUAAACAGGAAAAUAUUAUAACUAUUGCAGUAUACAAUGCCGUAUGUUCAUUUAUAGCGAUUAUAAAAUUGAAUGGCAUGUAAAUAUAUUGUUAAAUAAGUGACAAAAUAAUAUUAUUAUACUACUCGCAUGUUAUAAAUAUUUUUUUACUAAA
Messenger RNA from Metopolophium dirhodum (rose-grain aphid), 4597 nucleotides. RefSeq names its product serum response factor homolog (gene bs). The record is from RefSeq and is a predicted model, not a curated record. The coding region runs from base 971 to 2068 and encodes 365 amino acids. Lineage: Eukaryota; Metazoa; Arthropoda; Insecta; Hemiptera; Aphididae. Gene Ontology annotation, molecular function: RNA polymerase II cis-regulatory region sequence-specific DNA binding; protein dimerization activity; DNA-binding transcription factor activity, RNA polymerase II-specific. Gene Ontology annotation, biological process: positive regulation of transcription by RNA polymerase II. The transcript has 4 exons.